AUGCUAAAAUCAAUUAAAAGAAAGUUGAAUUCCAUCACAGAUCGCGAUAAUGAUAACAAUGAAGUAUUUUACUCUCUCUAAUCUAUCAGAUAGCAAUUGAGUUAUUAAAAAGAGGACAAUUGAUUAAAACUGAGUUAGAUUUUCUAAUGAAACAUUUUGGCACUUUAAAAUUCUUUGAAGAAUAGAAAGCUAAAUUACCUCUCUAUCUUUAUACUUAAAUAUAUAAGAACCUUGAUUAUUAGUAUGUCUAAUAAUGUGAAACUGUUUUCAAUUAUGGUAUUUUGUUGCCAUCUCAAACAUAGGCGAUAUGGGAUCCACAUUUUAUAUCAUACUAAAGGGAUAAGUCAAUGUACUAUUACCAAAACCACAUGUUUAGGACGACCUUAAAUAUGGUAGGGUUACAAUUGAAGAAUUGCAGUAAAGAAUAGAAAUUGAAAAGCCAAAUUAAUUUAAAGACUUUGAUGAAUUUUUGUAGGUUGUUUAUCAAGACUUUAUUAAAGUGAGAAAUCUUAAUGCUGGUGAUACUUUUGGAGAUUAUGCCUUAAUUACCAAAUCUAAAAGAACUGCCACAAUUCUCUGUAACACUGAUUGUCAUUUCAUGAUAUUACAUAAAAAUGCUUUUGAUCGUAUUUUGUAUGAACAUCAUAAUUCCAUACUUAAGUAGUAACUAUCUUUUUUUGAAAACAUCUCUUAUUUACAUGGAAUUCCUGAUUUACAUUUAACAUAACUUAUGCAUUAAAUGAUUGAAUUCACACCAUAAUUAAAUAGUACAAUAUAUAAAGAGAAUGAAGAAUCACAUUCUGUAUAUUUUAUAUUAAGUGGAGAAGUCGAAUUAUCAUAUCAAUUAAAUAGUUGGUAAAGAAUAGUUAUAUCUUUAAUGACUAAAGGAGCUAUUUUUGGUGAAGAAGAAGUAUUGAAAGGAAUUAAGAGAACUUAAAAAGCAAUUUGUAAAAGUAAUGAAACAAUAUUAAGAACAUUAAGUGCAUAGUAAUUUAUGUCAACAUUAGAAAAUCAUAAUUUAAAAUUAAUGUGCUCAAAAUAAUCAGAUUAGAAAGCUUAAAGAUAAUCAAAAUAAAUAUUGCUCAGAAGAAAAGCAACAGAAUCUCUUUUACUUUGCUGUCCUAUCACCAAAAAUAGAGAUAGUAACUUAGAUUCAGAGAUAACUCGAUUUCAUUCUACAAGAUAAAUUUCACUUACUCAUCGUUACUAAUUAAAUCCUCCAAUUACUCAUUCAAAUUGUCUUUUCCCAAUUUAAAUACCAAAUUACAUUAAAAUAAUGCCUUCAAAUUAAAAACCUAUCAUAUCCUUAUCAAAGCAAGGGACAAAUUUUAAUCGUCUAAAAAAUAUGCUAAAAACUGAAAGGAGCGAAGCUAAUAUCUAAUUCGGAUCAACUUAUUCCUCUUAGUGUUCUCAACAAUAGUAGUCUCCUAGAUAAAUUAUUAACAUUCAUGUAGAAAGACUACGUAAAUCUAGAUUUAGAUGA
Paramecium sonneborni is the source of this 1483-nucleotide messenger RNA. Lineage: Eukaryota; Ciliophora; Oligohymenophorea; Peniculida; Parameciidae. The record is from the annotation of a GenBank genome assembly.